AUGGCGUCCAAGAGCGCCAUCUUGCCUCUGCUGAGGCGAGAAAUGCGAUCCUCCAUCCGAAUCGCACGAGCUAGCCAUUCCUUCUCCACCGCUAUUGCCUCUUCAGUUCGUCCCGCUCGUCCAUUCUCGACCUCCGACCGUCGAGUAGCCCGCCGGGUCGCCCUCGCCUCUCCCCAGACCCGUGCCUUUUCCCAGACAGUAUCACGCCGCUUUACUGACGAAAAUGGCAACUUUGACCCUCGGAAGUUGGACCGAGAGUAUGACGAGGUGGAUGUGUGCAUCGUGGGUGGUGGUCCCGCCGGUCUCGCUGCUGCCAUCAAGUUGAAACAACUCGCCAAUGAAGCCGGAAACGAGGAAUUCCGCGUUAUUCUGCUGGAGAAAGCUGGUGAGAUUGGUUCGCAUAUCGUCUCAGGCAAUGUCCUCCAGCCGACCGCCAUGAAUGAGCUAUUCCCGGACUGGUUGUCCGAAGACAACCCUUCGCGCUUCACCGGUGCAACCCCCGCCAAAGGCGACAAGAUGCGAUUCCUCACCAAGACCGGAUCGUACCCGCUUCCAACCCCGCCGCAGAUGCACAACGAUGGCAAUUAUAUUCUCAGUCUGAGCGAGUUGACACAGUGGCUGGGCGAGCGAGCGGAGGAGGUUGGUGUGGAGGUUUAUCCCGGUUUCGGCGCCAGCGAAAUGGUCUAUAAGCCUGAUGGGUCUGUGAAGGGUGUGGCCACCAACGAUCUGGGUCUGAACCGUGAGGGUCAGGCUAAGGACACCUUUGAACGGGGAAUGGAAUUCCACGCGCGGGUCACACUGCUGGCUGAGGGCUGCCACGGAAGCUUGACAAAGCAAGUUAUUAAGAAAUACGACCUGCGACGGAACAGUCAACCCCAGACAUACGGCUUGGGUAUCAAGGAAAUCUGGGAGAUUCAGCCGGAGAAGUUCCGCUCUGGAGAGAUCAUUCACUCUAUGGGGUACCCGUUGCCCAAGGACACAUACGGUGGCGCUUGGAUGUACCACUUUGGCGACAACAUGGUGAGCAUUGGUCUUGUCGUUGGAUUGGAUUACCCCAACCCGUGGCUGUCACCGUACGGCGAAUUCCAGAAGAUGAAGCAUCACCCCAUGUUCAAGGAGGUUCUCGAGGGCGGCAAGUGUAUCUCGUACGGUGCUCGUGCGCUUAACGAAGGUGGCUUCCAGUCCAUCCCCAAGUGCGCAUUCCCCGGCGGUGCCUUGAUUGGUGAUACCGCGGGAUUCUUGAACGUUCCCAAGAUCAAGGGCACGCACACCGCGAUGAAGUCGGGUAUGUUGGCCGCCGAGGCAGCAUUCUCCGCCCUGAAGGGCGAAGAUAAGGGCACAGUUUUCCUGUUCGAUUACGAGCAAGCUCUCCGCGAUUCAUCCAUCUGGAAGGAGUUGUAUGAAGUGCGCAACAUCCGACCAUCUUUCAACACCCCCCUCGGUUUCUUCGGUGGACUGCUCUACUCCGGACUCGAGGCCUUAAUCUUCAAGGGCCGUGUUCCAUGGACUCUCAGUCACCAUGGCACGGACGCCGAGGCUACCAAGCCUGCCUCGCAAUACAACAAGAUUGACUACCCCAAACCUGACGGCGAGAUCAGCUUCGAUAUCUUAACCAGCGUGAGCCGCACGGGUACCAACCACGAGGAGGACCAGCCUGUGCAUCUCCAAGUAGAGGACUGGGACAAACACAAGGACCUGGCAUGGCCCGUUUACAAGGGCAUUGAGAAUCGAUUCUGUCCGGCUGGAGUAUACGAGUACGUUGAGGACCCAAGCAAAGAGCAUGGAGUCCGGUUCCAGAUCAACGCUCAGAAUUGCAUCCACUGCAAGACAUGCGAUAUCAAAGUUCCUACUCAGGAUAUUAACUGGCAAACUCCUCAGGGUGGAGAGGGCCCCAAAUACAUCAUGACAUAA
Molecule: messenger RNA, 1911 nt
Organism: Penicillium verhagenii
Lineage: Eukaryota; Fungi; Ascomycota; Eurotiomycetes; Eurotiales; Aspergillaceae
Product: electron-transferring-flavoprotein dehydrogenase
Exons: 3
Coding region: 1-1911 (636 amino acids)
Biological process (GO): electron transport chain
Cellular component (GO): mitochondrial inner membrane
Molecular function (GO): iron-sulfur cluster binding; electron-transferring-flavoprotein dehydrogenase activity
Source: RefSeq, a predicted model, not a curated record